This is a messenger RNA of Spinacia oleracea (spinach), 1809 nucleotides long. Its product is annotated as protein FAR1-RELATED SEQUENCE 5-like. NCBI's taxonomy places the organism in Eukaryota, Viridiplantae, Streptophyta, Magnoliopsida, Caryophyllales, Amaranthaceae. The coding region runs from base 1 to 1809 and encodes 602 amino acids. Gene Ontology annotation, molecular function: zinc ion binding. The record is from RefSeq and is a predicted model, not a curated record. The transcript has 6 exons.
AUGUCUGUAAUUUGGGUGGCGGAGUUGUUGAAGCCAUUGAUAGCAAACGUGAUGGAUAACAUAAAAGAGCAUCCUAGGCUACCCAUAGACCUGAAUGAAAGUGGUGAACUAGAAGAAGGAGAUACACCUAGAGAAGGGUUGUGCUUUGGAAGGGUUCGAGCUUUUUUUUUUAUAAAAAGCAGUGACUUGCUGAAAGAGUUUAAGGAUGUUGGAGUUUGUAGAAGUGGCGUAGGAGAAAAAGAGGCGAUGGCAGAUAUGAUGAAACGUAUCAACUUGAAAUGUAAGAGGGGGGUUGGGGCAAAAACUGAAGGUUGUAAUGUCCCUGGUUGCAAAAUGUAUGUGUAUGGGAUUUUGAGGGGUGGAAAAUUUGAGAUUAUCAAGUGUGACCUGAAGCAUAACAAUGAACUCAAUCCUUCUUGUAGUUAUUUAAUGGUUAAUUAUAGAAGUAUUGAUCAAGGAACGUUUGAGAGAGAGAUCAUCAAUGAUAAUGCGGGAAUUAGUAUAAAUAGGAACUUUAGUGCACUAGUUCUUGAGCGUGGUGGAUUCGAUAAUAUGACCUUCAACAAUCGAGACUUGAGGAAUGCAAUUAAUUUAGAUCAAGGUAUGUCAAGGUGUUUGGGAGAUGCAAAGGAACUACAAGAUUACUUGAAGAAGCAACAUGAACUGAAUAAUGACUAUUAUAGGUGUCUUCAAGUUGAUGACGGUGGGACGUUGUUGAAUGCAUUUUGGUCUGAUGCCCGAAGCAGAGAUUCCUAUAAAUAUUUUGGAGAUGUAAUAACAUUCGACACAACCUUCUCUGUGAACAGGUUCCGUAUGCCCUUUGCACCCUUUAUCGGGAUUUUUACAGAUCAGUGUAGGGCAAUUGGUAAAGCAGUGGAGCUUGUGUUCAUCGGUGUCCCGCACAGAUUUUUUCUAUGGCAUCUCCUCCAGAAUGCGUCGAAGAACUUGGGAAGCAAUGCUAAUUGGAAAGAUAUUGAUUGUUUAAUACGUACAGCUGUCCAUGAUAUGAUGGAUCAGGAAAAAUUUGAUGAAGCUUGGUGUAUAAUAAUGGACAAAUAUGGUCUAAGGGAAGCAGAGAGUGAAGGUAUGAAUAGGUUUUUUAAAACUCAAGUUAAUUUACGAUGUGGCUUGGUUACAUUUGUGAAACGGUACGAGCAUGCAUUGAAGAAUAAAGCCGCGCAUGAAGCAGAUAAUAAUUUAAAAACAAGGGAAAAACCUCUAAAGUUUAACAAGACAAUACUAGCGGAGUAUGUUUUUCAAAAAUUGUACACAAAUGCUAUGUUUGCGGAGGUGAAGAAAGAGUGUGAAAGUUUUCUUCACACAAAUGUUACGAAGAACUACGCAUUGGGGUCAACAGUAUUCUACAUAGCUGUUGAAAGGUUUCCCACUGUAAUUUGGCGGAAAAGAUUCAAGACCUAUGACGUGAUAUGUGAUAAGCGUAAGGGUGAAUUUUGUUGCUCGUGCAAAUUGUUUGAGUUUAGAGGUAUAUUAUGUAGACACAUAAUCCGUGCCAUGUCGACUGAAGAUAUGGAAUUUAUCCCAGAAAAGUACAUCCUAGAACGCUGGAAGAAAGACGUGAGGUCGUAUGAGAACAUAAAGGUGUCCUACUAUGAUCCAGAAGAAUCCGCAAUGGCGAUGAAGGCAAAAGAUCUAGCUCAAAGGCACAACUAUUUGAGUACUCUAGCUAUGCACAAUGACGUUACGUUUGCAUUGUACAAUGAAGCCACGGAUAAAAUUCGGCUGACUCUGGAGGAUGUAGCUGGAACACGAAAGACUGGGGAGCGUGGGGAUGAAUUACAACCGUGGUAG